Molecule: messenger RNA, 1738 nt
Organism: Asparagus officinalis (garden asparagus)
Lineage: Eukaryota; Viridiplantae; Streptophyta; Magnoliopsida; Asparagales; Asparagaceae
Product: receptor kinase-like protein Xa21
Exons: 3
Coding region: 332-1738 (468 amino acids)
Biological process (GO): protein phosphorylation
Molecular function (GO): ATP binding; protein kinase activity; protein binding
Source: RefSeq, a predicted model, not a curated record
CAUUAAUGAACUAGUUGGAACAAUACCGUUUGAAAUCACAACGCUACAAGGCCUGCAGUACCUAAGUUUGUAUAGUAACAGAAUACACGGUUCCAUCCCACAUGAGCUCGGCCGAUUGAGCAACUUGGACACAUUCUACCUCAACGACAAUAGUCUUUCUGGAUCGAUACCUGAUUCACUGGGCAACAUCACCGGACUAGAGGACUUAAUCCUUGCUGCUAACAGGUUAUCUUCAGCAAUUCCUGAAACAAUUUGGAGUCUGCCUCGACUAGAUUACUUAAUUCUGUCACGAAACCUUCUCACUGGAUCGUUGUCAUUAGCUUUGUGGAACAUGGAUUUAUAUGCAUUCGAUAUAUCAGUAAAUCAGCUGUCGGGUAACCUUCCAAGUCCUCCGAAGUAUCUCGAAAUCAAUUAUUUAGAUCUGUCAAAUAACUCAUUCGACGGGCACAUUCCUGAAUCAUUUGGUAAUCUUAUUAACCUUGAUGUCCUAAAUCUUUCUUGCAAUAAGCUCUCAGGUGUUAUACCUGAGUCCUUAGUCAAAAUCCGACAUCUCAGCGUCCUGAACUUAUCUUUCAACAAUUUGGAAGGAAAUGUUCCAAAUGGCGGUGCCUUUUUAAACGUCAGUGCCGUGUCUUUAGAAGGAAAUUCAGCAUUAUGUGGAGCACCCAGAUUUGGCUUUCCAUCUUGCAAUAUAAUUGAUUCUAGAGUUUCUAAUCCAGGGAGGCAUUUGUUGAGAUAUAUCCUCCCUAUUAUUGCUUCUGUCGGAAUCCUUGUUCUUGGUUUCUGCAUCCUAUUAAGAUUUUGUAGAAGGAGAGCCAGGAGUCUAGCCCCUACUAGCAUGCUCUCUCCUACUCACCAUAGAUUGAUCUCAUACUAUGAGCUUGUUCGUGCCACUGACAACUUCAGCGAGAUAAACUUGCUGGGAAUGGGUGCAUUUGGUUCUGUGUACAGAGGGCUUUUAGAUGAUGGUCUUCUUGUUGCCAUCAAGGUCUUGAAUUUGGAAAUUGAAGGAGCUUCAAGGAGUUUUGAUGCUGAAUGUCUUGCUUUGAGGAUGGUUCGACACAGAAACCUUGUUAGAAUCAUUAGCACUUGCUCCAACAUGGAUUUCAAGGCACUUGUACUCCAAUUCAUGCCCAAUGGAAGUCUGGAAAGAUGGCUAUACUCCCAUAAUUACUGCUUGAGCUUGCUUCAAAGGAUUGGCAUCGUAAUCAAUGUAGCUUCAGCUAUUGACUACCUUCAUCAUCACCAUUCUGAGGUUAUACUGCAUUGUGAUCUGAAACCGAGCAACAUUCUUCUUGAUGAAGAAAUGACUGCACAUGUCAGUGACUUUGGCAUCGCAAAACUGCUGAGUGGUGUCAGCCAGAGCGUAACCUCAGCAAGCACGGCAGGGACAAUUGGCUAUAUUGCUCCAGAGUAUGCAUCAACAGGAAGAGUCUCCACAAAGGGAGAUGUCUAUAGCUUUGGAAUAUUGUUGCUAGAAAUCUUUACGAAAUCUUUACGAGAAAGAAGCCUAUUGAUCCCAAAGGGAGAUGUCUAUAGCUUUGGAAUAUUGUUGCUAGAAAUCUUUACGAGAAAGAAGCCUAUUGAUCCUAUGUUUACUGGGGAAUCAAGCUUGCGACGAUGGGUGAAUGAUGCAAAUCCUACAGGGCUGUUAGAUAUUGUGGACUGCAAUCUCCUGAAAGAUGAAAAUGGAAAUGAAAGGCCAAAGAGCUACUUAUUGUGGACUGCAAUCUCCUGA